GACAAACAUCCACCACCACAGUCAAGCCCAGUUUUGCUCAACAGACCCCACUACAAAACCACCAAGAUGCAACUCAAAUCUAUCCUAGCCACCGCCAUCACCCUGUGUGCCUCUGGUGCCCUGGCUACAAUUGAUAUCGCCUACACCGUUAACGGAGACUACUACACCCAAACGGUGCAAACUGAGAGCCUCACUCCACUGGAUCAGCCAGGAAACAUAACCACCUGGCAAGGCACCGCAGACUGCCUCCUUUAUGAAUUCCCUAGUGCCCAGACUCAUUAUGUUUCGGCGGGUACACACACCCUUGAUCCUGCUGUUUAUGCGGAUGAUGUUUUGUGCUUGUGAGCUGCCAGGUUGAUAUGGUAUGGUAUGAUUCUUAGUUGUUAGUUCAUGGGGGGUGGGGUGAUAUGAUGUGUGGUUCAAGCGAAAUAGUUACUCUAUCUUCGAGGUGUGGUCGGGGGGGGAGUUGAAAGUAUACAUAGG
This is a messenger RNA of Aspergillus sclerotioniger CBS 115572, 483 nucleotides long. RefSeq lists its product as uncharacterized. The record is from RefSeq and is a predicted model, not a curated record. The transcript is spliced from 4 exons. The coding region runs from base 67 to 345 and encodes 92 amino acids. Lineage: Eukaryota; Fungi; Ascomycota; Eurotiomycetes; Eurotiales; Aspergillaceae.